Messenger RNA from Propithecus coquereli (Coquerel's sifaka), 1267 nucleotides. RefSeq names its product family with sequence similarity 69, member C (gene DIPK1C). The record is from RefSeq and is a predicted model, not a curated record. NCBI's taxonomy places the organism in Eukaryota, Metazoa, Chordata, Mammalia, Primates, Indriidae. The transcript is spliced from 4 exons. Bases 14 to 1267 code for a protein of 417 amino acids.
GGCCGGGCUGGCCAUGGCGCGGGCGGCGGGCGCGCGGGGCCGGGCCCGGCGGCGCGGGCGCUGCGGGCGCUGCGGGCGCUGCGGGCAGGGCGCGCUCCUCGCCUGCGCCGCGUGGGCCGCCGGCUGGGUGUUGGCGGGCGCGCUGCUGCUCCGUGCGCACCCGGGCGUCCUCUCCGAGCGCUGCACGGACGAGAAGAGCCGGCGCAUCCUGGCCGCGCUGUGCCAGGACUACCGGGGCGGCGCGCUCACGGGGGACCUCUGCGAGGACCUGUGCGUGGCGGGGAAGCUGCUGUACCGGCGCUGCCUGUACUACGAGCGGGGCAAGAAGGUGCUGCAGGCCGACUGGCGCGGCCGGCCCGUCGUGCUCAAGUCCAAGAGCGAGGCCUUCUCCAGCUUCCAGCCCCUCGGCUUGCUGGACGGGGAGGCGGAGGAGGGCGGCCAGGACGUCCCGGAGGCAGAACUCCUCCUGAUGGUGGCCGGGCAGGUCAAGAACGCCCUGGGCCUGGAGCUGUCCGACAGCAGCCUGGGGCCGCUGUGGCCGGGCCGGCGGGGCGCGCGCUGGCGGGGCCAGCUGGCCAGCGCGUGGGCCCUGCUGCAGCAGGAGGAGUACGUCUACUUCAGCCUGCUGCAGGACUCGAGUCGGCAUGUCCUGCCCGUGCUGGGCUCCUGUGGCCACUUCUACGCAGUGGAGUACCUGGCCGCCGGCAGCCCCCACCACGGGGCUCUCUUCCCCCUGGACGAGGCCACGGGUGUCCCCUGGGGUGGCCGGGGCCAGGCCAAGGCUGUCAGUGACAUCGCUCUCAGCUUCUUGGACAUGGUGAACCAUUUCCACCGUGACUUUUCCCACCGCCUCCACCUCUGCGACAUCAAGCCCGAAAACUUUGCCAUCAGGAGUGACCUCACAGUGGUGGCUAUUGAUGUGGACAUGGCCUUUUUUGAACCGAAAAUGCGGGAAAUCCUUGAGCAAAAUUGCACAGGAGAUGAGGACUGCAAUUUCUUUGACUGUUUUUCAAAGUGCGAUUUGCGAGUCAACAAGUGUGGAGCGCAACGCGUCAACAGCAACCUGCAGGUCAUCUGCGACAAAAUAUUUCGCCAUUGGUUUUCCUCAGCCCUCAAGAGCUCCGCUGUCUCCCUCCAGCUGCAGCUGCAGUUGCGCGAGGCGGUGCAGGAAUGCGCAGACUCCCCGAGAGCAGCCCCCGGUGUGUUCUGGAAGCUUCGCCGGCUCCUCCAAGCCACGCAGAGGGAGCUGCAAGGGGCAGAGAAGUAG